Atta colombica is the source of this 1633-nucleotide messenger RNA. RefSeq names its product actin-related protein 2/3 complex subunit 1A (gene Arpc1). Gene Ontology annotation, molecular function: actin filament binding. The record is from RefSeq and is a predicted model, not a curated record. Gene Ontology annotation, biological process: Arp2/3 complex-mediated actin nucleation. The transcript is spliced from 6 exons. Gene Ontology annotation, cellular component: Arp2/3 protein complex; actin cytoskeleton. Lineage: Eukaryota; Metazoa; Arthropoda; Insecta; Hymenoptera; Formicidae. The coding region runs from base 427 to 1533 and encodes 368 amino acids.
UUUAUGGUCUUCAGUACAUACGUAUAUUGCGUAUAUCCGGGAGAACAUAACCUCGAAGAGAGAGAGAGAGAGAGGGAGAGAAAAAGAGAAAGGAGACAGAUAACCCAGUAUCUACCUACGGAUGAACUGUCAAUUCCGGUGUGCAGAGGGGCGUGCUUUGCGAUCGUGAGGAGAGGCCGAGGAAAUUCGUGUAGACUGACCAGAGUCCGCGAAUUUCCGUGAGCACUGGCGACACACGAUCGCUCGAACGGCAGAGUCUCAUUUAAUAAAAUUUAAUCGACGACCGCGCCCGUCGAACCCGCGUGUCCCGCGUUCAUCUCGAGUUCUCUUCGAGUGUACGCUGAUUCAUCAUCGCUGCCUUCGAUAGUAUUCGACGUCCCACGUAAUCGUCUUGAAACAUCCUCUUUUAGUAAGAGUAAUCGCGAAAUGACGGAGGUCCACAACUUGGGUGUCGAUGCCAUCAGCUGUCACGCGUGGAACAGAGAUAAAACUGAGGUUGCCGUAUGCCCAAACAACAAUGAGAUCCAAGUGCACAAACGUACUUCAUCCGGAUGGAAGUUACUCGAGACCUUGGAGGAACAUCACAUGGCUGUCAUGGGAAUUGACUGGGCGCCAAAAACCAAUCGCAUAGUCACCUGUUCCGCAGACAAGAAUGCCUAUGUAUGGACUCAGAAAGAAGACGGCAAGUGGGAUCCUGCUUGGGUUCUUCUGCGAAUAAAUCGAGCCGCUACUUGUGUAAAAUGGUCUCCUUUAGAAAAUAAAUUUGCCGUGGGUUCCGGAGGACGAGUUAUAGCUGUUUGUUACUUUGUAUCAGAGAAUAAUUGGUGGUUAUGUAAACACAUUAAGCGUCCAUUGAGGUCUACGGUAACUACCGUUGAUUGGCACCCCGACAAUAAAGUUCUGGUCGCGGGAUCGACGGACUAUAAAGUCCGUGUCUUCAGUGCAUUUAUCAGUGAUAUGGAGGAUGCUCCAGGUACUAGUCCUUGGGGACAGAGUAAUAGUUUAGGAACAUUGUUGGCUGAGUUUCCUAAUACACCCAACGGAGGUGGCUGGAUACAUUCAGUAGCGUUUAGUCCAUGUGGCAAUAAAAUCUGUUGGGUAGCGCACAAUUCGUCCGUAUGUGUCGCUGAUGCUACUAAAGGAAAUGCAGUCAUGAGACUAUAUACAGAGCAUUUACCGUUUUUAAGCUGCAUUUGGAUAGGUUCUAAUAACAUUGUUGCUGCUGGGCAUAGCUGUAUGCCAAUGUUAUAUUCCGUAGAUGACAACGGACAAAUAUAUUUUGUUUCAAAGUUGGAUAACACGCAAAAAAAGGAGAUUGCCGGAUUAUCUGCUAUGCGAAAAUUCCAAUCGCUAGAUCGACAAGCGAGAAAUGAGACGAAUGAUAAUGCUUUGGAUAGUGUGCAUCAAAACACAAUCAACUGCGUUCGCCGAGUAUCCGAUCAUGAAUUUAGCACAAGCAGUUUAGACGGACAACUUGUAGUUUGGGACUUGAAGCUUCUAGAGAAUUCCAUUGCUGGUCUCAAGAUAGCGUAAGCAUGAAACUUUUUUUAUAUUGCAAAGAUCAGAGAUAUUACAUCCAAUACAACGAUGUAUAAAUGUUAAAAUGAAUACUAUACAAUUUCUCAUUAAUUAA